GCAAGACAGCCUGAGCGCAGGAAUCCCCAAACGCUCAUCGACACUCGCGAGGACGGCCACGGAGAUCUGACAAGCAGGAGUGUAAGGCAGUUGUGUUUACGCCUUGCUCCUACCAGAAGCUCUGUAUAGCUGAGAUGAAUCGAAUAUGGCCGGUGCUGCUCAAGAGCAUCGUGAUACUGGCGCUGUGGGUCGCCGUGGUGUCCCUGAGUGUCCGCUCGGUCUUCAGUCUGGUGAUGGCGUCACACCUGCCGUUGCUGAUCCUUUUCGUUUGUGGUGUAUGCUUUGUCAUUCUUAACAUCGUUUGUUUCGCGCACUUGUAUGACAGCGUCAACUGUGCGUUUCUCAUCCUGCUUCUCGUCACGCAGACUGUUCUUAUGUACCCGUUGUGCCUCCAAGUAUGGCGUGCCUUUGCAGCUGCCAUAGAGAAAGACAAGAUAAUCAGGAGGCAAAAGAUUCUAAAAGCCAGGUACGCAAACUGGGUCGUCUCGAAACCGUCCAGGAAGCAGCUUCCAGACAUAGAUUCACCACACACAUUCGCAAGCUGUGUGCCAUCCCGCCCAGCUCCUGCUUCGCCAACGGGUGCAACCAGCCAACAGGGUGCUUCUGUCCCUGGUGAUGACUCUCCGGCCCUGGAGGUAACCCGCACCAAGUUCCACGCCAAUACGAAGACUAUAAAGCUCUCGUUGGACACGCCGGAAAUUUACGUCGGGGAACGUAGAAUCUGCAAAUACGUAAUGAGAGCUUUGAAACAUCUAAUAUUUAAAAAACUGUCAUACUACAUCAUCACUAACGCAUCAGGAGACAUCCUCCAUGUAUCUAAGUCUAAGGCUAUUGCCAAUGAACUUCCCGACCGUGUGGUUCAGAAAGACCCACUCGUCAUUUGUAAUGAUAACCAUUACAUCAUUACCUUUGUUACGAAUCCCUGGUUUGAGAAGGUCCAAGUCACCAAAAGGAGCGACGGCGAAAUUGUAACUUUCCAACAAGUCAACCUCAACAAGUUUAUAUGGCCGUUGUUAUGGCCUUCAACUGUCGCCCUUUUUUACGCUAUGUUCGAAAUUCAGAAUAUAAGUAGGCGCAGUAAGUUUCAGAUACUGCUCUACCCAGUCUGGCCCAUUCAUACUCAUAUUAUUAUGACUAAUAUACCAUGGGUCCACAUCUUGCGGUUCUAA
Molecule: messenger RNA, 1169 nt
Organism: Penaeus indicus
Lineage: Eukaryota; Metazoa; Arthropoda; Malacostraca; Decapoda; Penaeidae
Exons: 5
Coding region: 135-1169 (344 amino acids)
Source: RefSeq, a predicted model, not a curated record